Exophiala mesophila is the source of this 5741-nucleotide messenger RNA. RefSeq lists its product as hypothetical. The transcript has 2 exons. Gene Ontology annotation, molecular function: protein binding. The record is from RefSeq and is a predicted model, not a curated record. Lineage: Eukaryota; Fungi; Ascomycota; Eurotiomycetes; Chaetothyriales; Herpotrichiellaceae. The coding region runs from base 1114 to 5538 and encodes 1474 amino acids.
CGUCGCCCUAGUGCUGUUAGGAAUAGACCUAUGAUCAGGUAGAGUCGAACGAUUAGGUAGUUCAGUCUAGAUAUAUUCCUUGAAUGUUUUUCUAAGACUUUAAGUAUAGGGGAAGGUCGGUUCCCGACAGCAGCGAGCGUGGGAGGCGAAUCCUUGGCGUAUAUGCUUUGUGUCUUGGCUUGUUUGUUGGGCGGUUGGUGGUGAUUUGUCUUCAUGACUACAAUAUAUACUGGUAUAUAUACCUCAGUUUCUAUAGAGCAUCUUGCUUAUUAUGCAGGCUCCCGUUCACCACGAUGAAGUUGCCGAGAUCUCGAUUGACGCCAGCCUCUGCUGCUUAAUCCUCGACAUCAUAACUACACAAUGGAUUCACAAUGGAUACACGAUGUGUGGCUCGGACUGGUACUCUGCAACAAGACCACGAGCUGAACUCUGAGUGGUGAGAUUCCACUCCGGCCCUACAGAUAUUACCUGCCGGCAACCACCUAUUACAAGGCGCCCAGUAUGCACGAAGCCCUAGCAGCGGGAGGCUGCAAAAGUGCAGUCACGUGUAAGGGCGGGGGAGUUCAGCCUGAUGCACACCCUGUCCACCCCCCUCGGCCUUCCUUUCCAGAUAUCUGUAAUAGCAAAAGCCGCCCCAGAGCUUAGACAGUUUCUCAGACCUGACCGCGAUGACCGACCCCCUCAGCAUAGCUGCGGGCGUCGCCGGCUUAUGCGGUCUCACCAUCCAGAUCUCACAACUCAGCUACCAUUACUUCUCCGCCCUGAAAAGCGCAUCGGACAACCAAGCCUUAUUCAUCCAGGAGCUUUCGGCCUUGACAUCGGUGUUUCUGCGGCUGCGACAGGCUACUCAGAUCGAUGGGCUCGGCGAUAUUAUUGACCGUCGCCAGCCCAUGAUAUCAAAGACGGUGAUGGAGGACUGCAAGACGCGGUUGGAAAAGGUGAAGCUCGUGUUGGAGAGGAAAGCGUCGGAGCAUGGCAUUCGGAAAAAACUAGGUGCGCUCGUGUGGCCGUUCCAGGAGAAGGAGAUGAAGGAGACGGUGGAGAUGUUGCAUCGGUUCAACGCCGUUUUUGCGUCUGCGUUGGCGACAGACCAUUUGUGAGUCCCUUGCACUCAUGACUACGGUAUCGUUGACAGAUGCCGGGACUAAUGACCAAUGCAGCAACGUUUCUGUUGCCGGCUUGAAGGAGCUCCGAACCAUGACCUCCGCGAAAGAGAGAAUCGAACUGAGAAACUGGCUUAGCCCCUCCUUCACUCCUGCUCCGCUCAGCACUUUCAUAGAGAAGCUAUGUGAGGGGACUGGAUCGCAUUUCUUGAACUGCAAAGAGUAUUUGGUGUGGAGAGAUGGCGCAGAAGGACUUCUCUGGGCAUAUGGACGGCCCGGCACAGGAAAGACCGUGCUCUCCGCUGCCGUCGCUCAAGAUCUGGAUACGGCGUCAUCGUCAAGCCAGAGCGCAGUCGCAUACCACUUCUUCAGCGCGGAACGAAGCCAUGAGACAUUGGAUGGCUUUUUGCGGCAUCUUGCCUUGCAAUUCUUGGACCAAGCUGACACUGUAACGGAAGAUGUUGUUAAUCUGUGGAAGAAGGCGAAGUCAACCAACUCCUCCCUCCUUCCCGAUGAGAUUAUCAGUAUCAUAUCAAGUACUGUCAACAAAACGUCAGUGGUAUAUGCAGUUCUAGACGGCCUCGACGAAUGUCCCUUCCUGGCGAAACUGGCAAAGCUGUUGCCCAAGCUAUCAAAGACCGGCUUGAAGAUUUUCGCUACCUCACGCGAUCUGUCCGACAUCCGCAAGCAUUUCGACAAGUCGUCGCAUGUUGAGAUCUCAGCUACAAAAGACGACCUAGCGCACUAUAUCGACUGGAGAUUACAAGAAGAGAGCGAAGUCGACUACGAUCUCAUACCGCAAUCCUUCAAAUCCGACUUGACCUCUGCAGUGGUAAACCACGUCGAUGGCUGUUUCCUGGUAGCACGGCUGGUCAUGGACCACAUAACUAGCCUUACAACCAUCAAAAAGAUGCGCCUAGCUCUUGAGUCGCCGCCUGUUGAUUACAAGGAGGCAUAUGGAAGGACGAUGGAGCGCAUCGCCAAACAAAACGCUGGGCGUAAAACGUUGGCGGUCAAGGUCAUGGUGUGGAUCUGCUAUGCCAAACGGCCUCUGAAACUCGAGGAACUGCAACAGGCACUGGCCACAGAGGAUGGAGAGGACGAGAUUGAUCCCGAGAAUGUGGAGAGUGCGAGGUCGCUCCUAUCUUGUUGCCUUGGUUUGGUCGUGCUGUCCAAGGCCGAUCGCACACUAGGCAUGGUGCAUGAAACCGCCAUGAACUUCGUACGAGCGACGGAUAUCGUUAACGAAGUCGAGCCAAACCUGCUGAUAUCGCAGACGUGUCUGACCUAUUUGUCCAUCAACCCAAUGCGCGAGGGUUCCUGCGAAAAGAUCGAGGACCUGCAGUCCAGGCUCCAACAUCUCCCCUUUCUCGAUUACGCUGCGCACUUCUUCGGCUACCACGCCCGGGCGGUAGAAAAGCAGUGCCUUGCGAAACUUGGGGACUUUCUUCGCGAUAAUUCUCUGCGAGGAGCUUCGUGGCAGGUCCUGCAUAUCACAUCGCACAGAGAGCUGGACGUUGCGACCUAUAUGUUCCGCGACAUACCUCGUUCCGAGUUGCCAUUGCAUGUGGCUUCUUACUGGGGCUUCUCAGAGCUGGUUCAUGACCUGCUGAAAGCCAAUCCCCAGCCGCUCUCUGAUAUCAAUGCUCCCGACUCCCACGGCUGGACACCGAUGCACUGGGCAGCGUCCAUGGGCCACCACGCGGUCGUGCACGCCUUACUCCAAGCCGGCGCGUCGGCGAACGUUCGCGACGCCGCACAUUGGACUCCCCUCUUCUGGGCAGCAUUCAAAGGCCACGACAAAGCGCUAUCCACGCUCCUAAACCACGGUGCAGACUGUUAUGGAGCGGACCGCAACGGCUGGACGGCCCUUCAUUGGGCCAUUUCGGCCCACCACGAAAAUUGCAUCGACCUCCUAUUUCACCACAUGAAUCAGAAUCCCCAGCCUCGAGAUCCGUCUGCGGUGAGCAUCAGCAAGACCAUCUCCCUCAAAGCCCUCACCGUCCCCCAAGCAAAAUCGAUCAUGGCCUCCCUCCAUGAAGAAACAAGCCUCCUCAGUCACGCCGCAAAGGUAGAAGACCUGGCCGCCUUUCGCUCCCUCCUAGAUGGCGCCGAGGCCCUCCGCCUGGGCAAAAUCCGCGGCGCAGCAGACGCCAACGACAACAAGAAAGUAACAAGGGCGAACCCCGCCGGUACAGGCAUCUGGGCCCAAGAGCCGCCCGUCCGCGACCUCUGGCGCGGACUGUCGAAAUCCGACUACAUGUUCUGGAGCGGCCAGCACCGCAAGUCGCCGUUAAAGACGUUUCGGAAGCGGAUGCUGCAUAACGCUAUCGAGGAAGGAAAUUACGCAAUAGUGGCGGCGCUGCUACGUCUCAGUCGGGAUCUGGGCCUGGAUUUGAGUCGGGACAGCGUGAAUUGCGGGGGUCUCACAUAUCUACAGAUCGCUCUUUGUAAGGGCCAAGUCCGCAUAUUGGAUGCACUGUUGGCGGCGGGCGCGGAUAUCAAUGCUCCGGAUGGACGGGGUGGUAUGACGCCUCUGCACAUAGCGUGCAUGGGAAACGACAGAGGGAUGAUUGAGCGCUUACUGGAUUGUAAAGGGGUUGAUGUCAAUGCGGUGGAUAAGAAGGGUCGGACGCCUUUGCAUACCUUACUCGAAUAUGGAGCGAGCAGAGCGUCCGUCGAUGCCGAUGUAAAUGUUGAGCUGUGUCGACUUCUCCUCUCCCGAGGCGCCUUGCUCGACGCUCUCGACAACGAUGGAAAUACGGCACUCCACAUGGCCUGCAAAUCGUGGGAUGUGAGGCUCAUAAACUUUCUGAAUGGGCAGGGGUGCGAUGUGGAUGCUAAGAAUGGGAUGGGGCUUACCGUCCUUCAUUGCCUCUCUAUGUGGGACAGCGUCGGGAGCGACCAUUGGUACAUCCACGCCUAUUUCGAAAGAGGGGACAUUACGAUCCCACAGAGCGCGAACGAGGAAGUCAUGGACAGGUUGCUCUCACUUGUUGACGCCGCUCAUCUCGACGCCAUUGGCUCCCUGUCCGACUGGGGCUUCGACACGCAAACUGGCGAGUAUAGACAGAUACCCGGCGACGAAUACACGCCCUUGGCUUUGGCCAUCGCUUCUAGAGAAUGGAAUCUCGCGGGCCGGCUCAUGAACCUCGGGGCACGGUUCUACACGACCGACUCGUUGCAACAUUUACUGUACAGUAGCGCGAGAAAUGGCCAGGCGGCCAUGGUGAAGCUGCUGCUGGAGCACGGGUCAGAUUCCAAGACAAUGAUGGAUCCGACCUAUGUCAACAGAGGGAUACUGGAAGAGGUCGUUGGGAACGCUCCCGUCAUGGCACAAUGCGAUGGGGUGGAAUUCUCGCAUGACGAGGAGCCCAACACGCAGCACUCUGGGUCUGACUACCGAAUGACGAUCCACUGUCUGCUUGGAGCGGGAGCGGAUCCGAAGUUUGAGGGAUACAAUGAGUCUGCCAUUGAAGCGAGCAUUCUCCGCAAUGUGUCUGUGGAAAUCCUCCUUCAACUUCUCGAAGGAGGUGCAGAUCCCUACGCCACAAGCCACUGCGGUUAUGACGCCUUCUCUUUGGCCUUAGUACAAGGCUCGUCAGAGAAGCUUCUCCGUCUCCUGGAAUUCGCAAAGAACCAUGCCCGACAAGGCCACUGGCUGCAGGUAUCCCCGGAUUUCGACCUUUCACAGCCAGGAGCAGGGACUCAGCUUGUACUAGGCUGUCUCCGGCAAGCUGACCUGAUCGACUUUGAAUACAAGAAAGGCGAAACUAUGCUGCAUAGCGCUGUGAGCAACGCCAACCUAAAUCUGGCGAAAUCACUGCUCGAUCAUGGCGCCGAUGUCAACUUCGAACACGCAUACUACGGCACUCCGCUCCACCGGGCCAUCGCCCGAAUCCGGCGUAUCCAUCAGGCGGAACUGGGCAAGGAGGCGCGGGAAAAGUCCCAGCUUCCGAAUGCGGUCACGUAUAACACCACGGUGGGGAAGUCUGAAUUGUCGUUCCUCACGCGGGAUCGGUAUCCGUGGAAUAGGUCCACUGCGGGCGACAGAAGGCUCUCGAUCGGGGACCUCGUCAAAAUCGUACAGCUGCUCGUUGACCGUGGAGCCGAUUUGAACGCUGAGGGUGCGAGAUUCUCAAAACCGCUCAACAUGCUGCUCCAGGUCGCACCUAUGGAGAUUAGCAGCACCGCGCUGGGCCUUGCGCAGAUGCUCCUGGAUCGGGGAGCCCCCGUCGCUGCAGUCGCUGACAACUUCACCGUGGAACAUGUUGCCCGGUUUCUUGGGCACGAGGAGCUUUGGGAGCGGCUGAGGGAUGGUAUAAGUGCUGGGGCUGAGAUGAAAGAGCGGCCUACGAUAUUGCACACGUGGGUGGUGCCUUUGGACAAGGACGAUACUUAUGGUGAUAUAAUGGAGUGGAGGAUUAACCGCUAGGAUUUAGAAUACAAUACGGUUAGUAGUUGUGUUUACUAACUAAGGAGACAUAACGUGGAUGAUCUUGAAAUGAGAUGGCCACUCCACCAAAAGUCGUGGAUAAUCAAUCUUCUAGAGAACGUCAUAUGUUCCUUGCCCGAAAGGACAUUGCAAAAGCAACCCUAAAUCGAACAACAUUCGGGCCGUGGCAAACAUCUUUAGGG